AUGCCCAAGAUCCUGGCCUGCAAUGAGCUGCUGCCACGCGGCGAGGUGCCUUCUAGCUUCAAGGAGCUGGAGGCGCUGCACGCCAGGACCUUGCAGACCUUGGACGACUUUGAGAAACGGCGCUACUCCGAGUGGAAGCUCGAGGUGGGUGAAGCAGCAAAGCGGCUUCACCUACGCCUCCUGCGUCGGCACGACAGGACGGGCCUCUUGAAAGUGAACUUCGACCCUGCCCUGGUCCGCUUGCUGCGCGAGGUGCGGUUUUUUCUGAUCUAUGGCUUGGAGGUUCCAGAUGAGGCGUUGACCAUCUAUAGCAUGGUGGACACUUACCGGAGAUGGACCAGCCAGUUGGACCACAUCGUGGAGCUCUACAACUCGGUCCUUACAGACCUCUUACCGGUGGAGGAACCCUUGUUGGAAGACCGGAUCAUGAAGAUGGACAACGCGCUGGCCCCUGGACUCACGGAGCUGAAGUGGUCGCGUGAAGAUCGGAUACCCGACUUCAUCGCUGGAGCCAUGAAAGUAGUGAGCGAUGUCUCGGCAAUCGUCGACAUCAUGAAGGGGAACCUGCGCAAGAUCUCCGGCAUCCUCUCGCAGUGGUGCAAGGACUCGAUGCUGGAGAGGAAACGUGGAGCCAAGCCGGUGUCUGUCGAGGAGUUCGAGCAAAACCACAAAGCGCGCGUCGGAGUCCGGCUGAUGAACAUGACGGAUGGCGGCAAGGAGAUUCACCGCUACGUGAAGGACUCCAGCGAGUCCCUGAAGAUCUCCAAGUCCGCCGUGACCUGGAAGGCCUAUGUGGACUUCGUGAACAACGUCGUCAUCGAGGGCUUCGUCUCUGCCAUUGCCGUUUCCCUGCAGUACCUCUGCGAGAUCCUCGAUCCGUUGAUCAUUGCCCGGCACGAGAUGCUGCCCCUCUUUGAUGUAAAGAUCGAGCUGCAGGGUGACGAAAUUGUCUUUGACCCACCAUUCGAGGACGAAGAUACGCCAAGCCGCACGACGCUCCGCCACACCAUCGAUGGCUGGCUCAAGGACUUCUUUGCAAUGGCCACGGUCAUGGUGCGCCUGGACUCCAGCAUGGGCGACUACCUGAAUGAAAUAAAGGAGCACUUCCAAAUGCAGUGCCUACUCUCGCUCGUCUCGGAGCUGAUCGACAACACUGAGUCCAAGUGCUUGGAGUACCGUGAGAAUUUCAUGACGCACUCCUUUCUUUGGACCGACAGUGUCGAGAAGACCUUCGACCGGUUCUUGCAAGAAGAUCCCAAGGAGCUGGUCGAGUUUUUUGAGGGCGGCAUGAGCUUCCGCGAGAUUAUGCACCGCAUCAAGGUCGAUCUAGGACCCGCCAUUCCGCCCCUGGACCACUUUGAGAAGGAAGUCGCGCGCUUCGAGCACCUGAAGCAGGAGCUGUCCAUGAAAAAGACCCCCACAGACAUCCAUUGGCUCCGGAUCGACGCGCAGCCCGUCAAGGUCACCUUGGUGAACUGUGCCCGCAGAUGGGAGGAGAAGUAUACGGGCUUCCUGCGAACCUUUGUCGAGGACCGCAUCGCCUCUCUCAGCUCGUUCAUUGACUCAGUCAGGAUGGGCUUGGGGCCUCCCUCGGCGGCCGAAAAUCCCGAGGAUGAGCGGCUGCUUUACCAGACGAUGACCAAGAUCCGCGAUGUGAAGCUGGCGCGUGGUGCCAUGCAGAGGCUCUUCCACCCUUUGCGUGAGCAGGUGCAGGUGCUGAAGAAGCACCAUGCGCCCAUCUCGGAGGAGCGUUGGAACAGCCUGGAGCAGGCACCGGCGCACUGGGCCGAGGUGGACCGGGCAGCUUUCAACGAGAAAGAGAAGAUUUUGCCGCUGCAGAACCAGGAGAUGCAAAAGAUCCGCGUCAAGAUCGAGGGUUUUCGUGAGGAUGUGCGGAACUUCCGGGCCGAAUUUCUGGAACGGUGCCCUUUUGGAAGUGAACAUGCUGUCACUGGUGCGUAUGACAAAAGCUACGCCAUCAUCAACGAGUACUACGGCAAGACCAUGGAGAUCCAAGCCCGAGCUGAACAGUUCAACGAUCUGGAGUUGCUCUUUGACAUGGCGAUGUCCGACUACCGUCCCUUGAAUGACUGCCUGAGCAAUCUGGUCCUGUUGAAGAACCUUUGGGACCUGAUCGUGCUGGUGCGGGAGACCUUCUCGGCCUGGUACACAGUGCCCUGGGAGAAGAUCGACACGGGGCAGAUGCUGGUCACGGUUCGUGAGCUCGCGCAGCAGGUUCGCAGUGCGCAGAAGGGUCUCCGAGCCUGGCCCCUCUAUGCUUGGCUCCAAGACGAGGUCAAGAACAUGUCGGCGGCGCUGCCUCUGGUGAACGAGCUGCACUCGGACACGAUGCGGGACCGGCACUGGGCCUUGCUAAUGGCCGUCACCAAGAAGACCUUCGAGAAGGGGCCGGAGUUCAGCUUCCGGCACCUCCUGGAGCUGGAGCUGCACCACUUCUCGUCCGAUGUCUACGACAUCGUUGACCAGAGCGUCAAAGAAGCCAAGAUCGAGGGCAAGCUGGACGGCAUCCGCAAGACUUGGUCCAAGAUGAGCGUGGACUUCGACAACGGGCGCGAGGAUUGCCCCUUGCUCGCUGACCUUUCGGAGGUGCAAACAGGGCCGUGA
Symbiodinium natans is the source of this 2625-nucleotide messenger RNA. The record is from the annotation of a GenBank genome assembly. Lineage: Eukaryota; Dinophyceae; Suessiales; Symbiodiniaceae.